AUGGGAUUGGUCGAGCGCGGUGGCCCCGCCCUUCUUUUUACAAUUUCCCGUGGCCGUCGACGGGCUGUCCAGUUCCCCAUGGCCGUCGACGUGCCUGUCCAGUCCCCAGUGGCCGCGACCCUGCCUGACCUCAUCCCUUUCCUCAAGCCUCCUCGCAGGCCGCCGGACCCUGCCCCCUUCCUGGACAGUCCUCUCAGGCCGCCACAUCCUGCCUCCUUCCUGGAUGCUCCUCUCAGGCCGCCAGACCCAGCCCACUUCUUUGACCCUCCUCUCAGGCCUCCUGACCCCACCCCCUACCUGUACCAUCCUCCCAGGCCGCCGGACCCCACCCCCUUCAUCAAGCCUCCUUCCAGGCCCCCUGACCCCGCCCCCUACCUGGACCAUCCUCCCAGGCUGCUGGACCCCGCCCCCUUCCUCAAGCCUCCUCCCAGGCCUCCUGACCCGCCCCUUAUCUGA
This is a messenger RNA of Myxocyprinus asiaticus (Chinese sucker), 456 nucleotides long. RefSeq lists its product as uncharacterized. Lineage: Eukaryota; Metazoa; Chordata; Actinopteri; Cypriniformes; Catostomidae. The coding region runs from base 1 to 456 and encodes 151 amino acids. The transcript is spliced from 2 exons. The record is from RefSeq and is a predicted model, not a curated record.